UAGCCCACGAAGAAGAAUCUGCCCACAGUGGCUACCAUUGGAGGAGUAAUAGCAGUGCUGAGUUGGCCGCUGUAGUUAGUGAGUCAUCUAAAAGUGUUUGGUGACAUCAGGGAGCGUUUAUUGACCACGAAUCCUUUCCAGGGUUUCCGUACAGAGGCUUGGCAAAUCACUGGAGCGUGACGGGGCGCACACCUUUGAUAUCUGAUAAUAGUUGGUUAGCGUAGCUAGCGUUAGUUGGCUAGCCGAGGCGCUGUGGAAAAAAGGCUCCUAUGCAGUCAUGUCUACGGCUGGAGACUUCGGAAACCCUUUAAGAAAAUUUAAGUUGGUUUUUCUCGGGGAGCAAAGUGUGGGAAAAACGUCACUCAUCACCAGGUUCAUGUAUGACAGCUUCGAUAACACUUACCAGGCUACAAUAGGAAUAGAUUUCCUGUCAAAAACCAUGUACCUUGAAGACAGAACAAUCAGGUUGCAGUUGUGGGACACAGCAGGGCAAGAGCGCUUCCGCAGCCUCAUCCCAAGUUACAUACGAGACUCUGCUGCCGCUGUUGUUGUCUACGAUAUCACAAACGUCAACUCCUUUCAGCAGACAACAAAAUGGAUUGAUGAUGUGAGGACGGAGAGAGGAAGUGAUGUCAUUAUCAUGUUGGUUGGAAACAAAACAGACCUUGCUGACAAAAGGCAGGUAUCUAUUGAAGAGGGUGAGCGGAAAGCCAAAGAACUAAAUGUAAUGUUUAUUGAGACUAGUGCAAAAGCGGGCUACAACGUAAAGCAGCUUUUCCGUCGUGUGGCAGCUGCCCUCCCUGGCAUGGAUACAACACAGGACAAGAGUAGAGAGGACAUGAUUGACAUAAAACUGGAGAAGCCACCAGAGCAGCCUGUCAGUGAAGGAGGGUGUUCCUGCUAAUGUUGAUUUGUUUCAUUGCUCAGCACAUUUGGCUUUUUAUCAAAAAAAAUUUCUCCAUCUGUCUGCACUUUUCACUAAACUUUCUCGUGUUCCCUCACCUGAAACAACACUACAUCUGUUAGUUUUGCCAUGGUGUAAACCUGUUCUGAAAAUCCAUGAAUCACUUUAAUAUUUGCACUGUAAUGCACACGCAUUGAAACAGCAUUUAAAGAUGAACAAUAUCACUUUGUGUCUAUUAGAAUAAAACUGAAAACUUUGCCAAACUGAAAGUUAUGAAAAUGUGUUUCCUCUAAGAUGGCCAAGCAGCUUGUGUAUAGAACAUUUUAAAUUUCAGUUGCUUUAAGCCGAAUAAGCACAAUGUAAUUGAGCUUGUCUUGUGACCAGUGGUGGGCACAGUUAGCCUGAAUGUUACAUUUGAUAACCGCUAAUUCACUAACUGAAAGAUUAACUGUGCUAACGCUAAACUGAUAAACCGCUAAAACAUUGAGCUGAAGCUACUGAUAACUGCUUUUAUUAUAUGAAUUAAGCUUUGGUUUGUGUUUUGGCUCUAAAACCUUGCAUCUUAAACUUGGAGACAUUCUCCCACCCCCAUAAAUAGUUAAGAAAACCCAAGAUCAGAUUAUGAUGUGCAUGAAUAAAUGAACAAAUGAAAUUAAACAGUAGUUGCCACUAUACAUAGUUUAUGUAGUAUACAUAAAAUAUUAAAUAAGAAAUAUUAAAUUAAAACACACAUAAAGUCAUCACCUGCUCCUCCUCAUCUUCUCAAGGUGAUGUCUGUUGCUUUCACACCAUGUUUCAAUAUUGCUAACUGGAUUUAUAUAUCAGCUCCAACAAGAACAAACAUAUGUUUUUAGGGUUUACAGACAUCUUUGACUGUUAAACUUCAUUUUUUUUUUUUUUUUUUUUUUACGCGGCUGAUUUAAAGUUAGUGGAACUAAGCCUAACAGAAUCUAAUUAGUCUGCUAAUGGCUUUUGAAAUUAUCUGAAAGCUAAUCUGCUAAUGAAAAGUUAGCUUUGCUAAUUAGCUGUCAGCUAAUUUAGAUGAACUGUCCCCACCACUGCUUGUGACCAACUGACAGGUGUUCACUCAUGAGCUUAUGUGGCCAAUUAACAGCUGCUGGAUUUUGUUUUUGUAACCAUCUAGAACUAUUUGUAUAAAAGAUUGCAAAUUUGUGUUGAGGUCGGUCACUAGAUUGUAAACUGUCCACAGUGCAGCAGCUGAAGUCAUGUAUUUUAGACAGACUUUGUGACUUGGUGUGCCCAUGUUCUCUACCAGCAAAGCCACAGUUCUGCCACCAUUUAUUAGCUUGAUGUAACAUGUCAACUCCCAAACACGCUACGGCACCAGCACAGAUGCGGUACAUGUUCUAAAACUUUACCACACUAUCCACAUUACUGUCCUUUAGGAUAAAUGAUGGCAAUGUUUUACCUUGGUUUCCAGGUUCUUUUUAAUUAAUUCUUGUUUUCUUUCUUCUUUUUCUAAAGACUACAGACAUAGGUAAAUAUUUUUGAUUGUAGUGUUUGAGGAGGAUCUUCUCAUAUCAAGAAGACAUUAGAUUUGGUGAUAUGUCUUUUGACGUUUAAUUGUAGAUGGCUUCCUGGGCUUUGGGAUUAUCUAGUUAAGAUUGGUAUUAUCUUCUCUGGACAAUUUAAAGAUUUUGAUUUUAUUAUUUGGCUUUUUUGUUAAUUGUUAGUAAUUGUUCAACAUCUGUAUUUAAUCCACAAUGAUUUGUAAUAUUUAUUUCUGUUGGAUUCAUGUUUUUGUUUUUUUAAUGGCUGUUAAUAUUGUUAGUUUUUGGGUUGUCCUAAAUCGCUAAUAAAAUAUACUUCUAUCUGGACCACAUUUGGCAGAAGCAGUAGAGAGCACCUGCUGCCUGUCAGUACCAAUGUGAUCAUACUGGAAAAAUAAUGCAAGAUUUUGUUUUAUAUGAAGGUAGAGAGGAAAGUACAGUUUAUAUCACCCACAGUAGUCCUGGAUGUUUCUCUGGAAUGGUUUUAAAUCAAAGAAUAAAAAUACCUUUGUCAUUGCUGCUGGAA
This is a messenger RNA of Thalassophryne amazonica, 2941 nucleotides long. RefSeq names its product ras-related protein Rab-6A. The coding region runs from base 278 to 904 and encodes 208 amino acids. NCBI's taxonomy places the organism in Eukaryota, Metazoa, Chordata, Actinopteri, Batrachoidiformes, Batrachoididae. The record is from RefSeq and is a predicted model, not a curated record. Gene Ontology annotation, molecular function: GTP binding; GTPase activity. The transcript is spliced from 8 exons.